Messenger RNA from Triplophysa dalaica, 2684 nucleotides. It is a transcript of the gene thap12b, whose product is annotated as THAP domain containing 12b. NCBI's taxonomy places the organism in Eukaryota, Metazoa, Chordata, Actinopteri, Cypriniformes, Nemacheilidae. Bases 145 to 2382 code for a protein of 745 amino acids. The record is from RefSeq and is a predicted model, not a curated record. The transcript has 5 exons.
GCAGACCAACAAUACUGGCGCUUCAUAUUUGCGCGCCAUGUUCGGUUCUGUAAUGUUGAUAGGAAAUUAUAUUUCAGUAAUGCGAGCAUAACCAACAGUGCGUCCGCAAGGCAAUAAAAAGGUUUUCGUGGGUAUUCAUGCACAAUGCCCAAUUUUUGCGCCGCCCCGAACUGUACCAGGAAAAGCACACAAUCUGAUCUAGCUUUCUUUCGGUUUCCAAGGGAUCCGGAGAGAUGUAGGCUGUGGGUGGAGAACUGUCGCCGCGCAGAUCUUGAGGAGAAAACUCCUGAACAGUUAAACAAACACUACCGGCUGUGUGCAAAGCAUUUUGAACCAGCCAUGAUAUGCAAAACUAGCCCAUACAGGACGGUGCUCAGAGACACUGCGAUUCCUACGAUUUUUGAUUUAACCAGUCACCUCAGCAAUCCUCACAGCAGACAUCGCAAACGCAUCAAAAUUCUGACCGAUGAAGAGGUUCAAAAGAUGAAAGAAAGACGAUUGGAGUCUUCAAUCGAACAGAUGCUCUCAAAAAAAGAAUGUGAACCUCAGGAAGGCAACGAGACCACUGAUGACGUCCCUCAGCUGACGCCUGAACAAAAGCAACAGAGACAUUUCUUAAGGUCUUUGUUUGAAGUCAUGGUUUUAAUAGGAAGGCAGAACUUUCCAUACAUUGUGAAAGAAGAUCUGAGCGCCAAACAAGAGGAACGGGCCUGUUCUGCUAGUACCUUCCAGGCACUGUUAGAGAGCCGUAUCAAUGCAGGCGAUGAAUUUCUCAGGAGGCGUUUCGAAACGGCGUCUGUCAACGAAGACUAUUGUUCAGCCGUCCAGCAGAAACAAAUGCUUGAGGUCUGUGAGAAGUGCGUCCGUGAAGAGAUUCUUCUGCAAGUCCGGGAAUGUCGCUUCUAUUCCAUCGUCACCGGGGAGUUAGUGGAGUUCCCAGAUGGAGAUCAUCUUCCCAUCUUCCUGCGUUUUGUAGACCAAGCCAACACUCUCAGAGAAGAAUUCAUAGAGUUCCUCUCGCUGGAAGGUGAGGAGAUCUCCAUCGCUGAGAGAUUGGAGUCUCGGUUCACGAAAGGGUGGGGCUUGAGUUUGGAGGACUGCAGGGGGCAGGCACACGCAGGCUCGGGUAUACUCGCCACCAAGAUGAAAGUCAUUGCUGCUCACCUAAAGGAGAAAUAUCCCAUGGCGGUGAUCACCCCCACUUCUACUUGUGCGCUUAACGUUCACCUCGCUAAUGGCAUGCCGCUGACCGGUGUGCAGGUUGUGAUGUCGGUUCUGAAAAAGACGAAUGCGUUUUUUACAACCUGUCCAAUGCUACAGGAUGAGCUUGUCAAGGCCAUCUCCAUUCUCUGCCAGGGAAACACGGAGAAAGAAAACUAUCUCAAGGAAGCCUCACGUUCAACCUGGACCGAUCUUCACAACGUGUUCGAGAUGGCCGUCGAUCUGAUGGAGCCGCUCCUUCUCUGCAUGGAUAGCGUACACGACAAUGAAGAACUAAAGUGGAACGACCAAAUCACCAGCGAGGCCUACGCCAUCUCAGAAGCUCUUGGAGACUUUGAGUUUAUUGUGACACUGGUUAUAUUGAAGAACGCUUUGUCAUUCACGAGAGCUUUUGGCAAAAACCUGCAAGGAGAAACCCUGGAUGUCUUUUUCGCAGCCAACAGCCUGACCGCAGUUUUGCAUUCGUUGCACGAGGUGAUGGACAAUCUUGAAGUGUACCAUGAAUUCUGGUUCGAAGAGGCUAUCACCUUGGCUACCACGAUGGAGGUCCCUGUGAAAGUCCCGAGGCUAUUCCUGCGAAAGCAUCAGACAGUCGACGGUAUGGAAAUACAGGCAGAGUCUUUUUUUAAAGAGUAUCUCACACUCCCAGUUAUGGAGUAUAUCGAGCAGGAGGUCAAGGACAUUUUUUCUGAGAAUCAUCUCAAGGCGCUCAAGUGCCUGUCGCUCGUCCCAGCAGUCAUGGGGCAAAUGAAGUUCAAUACCUCAGAGGAGAGCCACGCGAAUGUGCACAGGAGCGAUCUGCCCCAUCCGGACACAUUGCCUGCGGAGCUGCAUUGUUGGAGGAUAAAAUGGAAACACAGAGGCAAGGAAGUCAGCCUGCCGUGUACCAUUCAUGAGACUCUUCAGCACUCGGAUGUCAAAUUUUUUCCCAAUGUAAAUGCGUUUCUGAAGAUUCUUGCUACGUUGCCAGUGCUGAAUCUUGACGGGAGUUACGGUGAAACUGCCCAAAAACGCUUGCAAGCUUACAUUAUAGACACGUCAUUGCACCACAGGUGUAAACAUCUGGCUGUGCUGAACAUCAAUUACCAUGUUAAAACGGACUUGGAAGAAAUGGUUCAGUGUUAUAUAAAAACUUACCCAGAAGAAAGCGAGAGCGAUUGACAGAGGGGUAACCCGUAUAGACCCUUUACAUUUUGAUUCCAACACUCCUGUGAGCUGUGCUAUUCGAAACUAUUCAAAAUUGUUUUGCUUUAUAUUUUGUCAGUGAUCUGCAUUCCUCUUUAUCACAACUUCAUUUCUUUUGAUUUUCAUUGUGAAUAGAGAACUAUUUUUCCAUUUGAUAGGACAUUUAUAAAAAGCUUACCAUAAACAUAUAAGAAAUUUGAAGAGGGGGUUCGCUUUUGUGUUGAUGUGACUUUGAAUACAAGUGGCCCAAAGUGUAAAUAAAUUGAAAGCAAUUUUGA